AGAAUAUUAAGUUCUUUUGGUUUUUUAGUAGAAUUUGGAAUAUGUAGAUGGUUAACUAUUUAAAAUAUUAUAUUAUUAGUUCACUUUUUGAAACGAAAACUUAAAAUUUUGCCUGACAUGACUCAUUGUGGAGAGAUGUAAUACUGUGAUGGAAUAGUCUAUUAAACUGCAGAGCACAGCUCUGUGAGGUAAUUGAAGGCCCAGUAAAAGACACUCUUGGUUUACUUAAUGUUUCUGCCAUAAUUUCUGAAGUUCUGCCUGCAUUCAUGAUGUGAUGGGUAACAUUUCCCUGGGGAGGGUAGCAGCAGUCUGGUUCUGUGUGCAUCAAGAAUCGUCUGUGUAGCUAUGUGGAACUAGUUUGAAUGUGUGGUUUGAGGCUUGUAUUUCAACAGUAGCUAAUAGUGAUGAUCUUUCUGUCAUUAGAUGUGCAUGAUAGAUAACGAUGCAGUUUUCAUAUUUUUAUUGCCACUGUACUGCCAAUGCAUGUUAUAGAUUGUAUUUAGAAAGUAUGUUUGUAACUAACUCUGAUAUAUUGCUUUUUAAAGGUGAUCAAAAUAAGCACUGAAAUAAUAUCCAUGACUUUGCAUUCUGUAAAAAAUCGAUAUGUGCCCUCUCUGUAUUGCUGAGCUUUUAUAGUGUCUUGAGGAGCAGGACAUUAUUUCAAAAGAGGAAGUUAGGUCUGCCACAGAGGAAGCAUUAUAUUAUGGAUUAAAUGCUGUCCUUGUCAUCAUUGAAACACACUUUUUCUACUCUCUUGUUACAUUCAUCUUUUUUUCCUUCAUGCAGUCUUCCAGUUCUUUAGUGGAGUUGCAAACAACGAGUAGUUUUGAAAAUUCUGUGUAGCUCUCUUGUCCUCUUUUUGGGAAUUCAUCUUGGAAUGUUUGCUUCUGAAAUACUUCUUGAUUUGAAACUGGAUAGGUAGAAAAAUGCUUUUUUUCUGUGCCCAGUUGCUUCCUGCACCCGGGCUUAUGUUUGUAUGCAUGCUCUUAGAUGUUGUUGGCUAGAGCUGUCCCACAGGAGACAUUCUGUCCACUGAGAACCAGGCAGGAUAUUUUGCUUUGUAUUCCCCACCAUAAAAUGCACACGGUGUGAGAUUGAAUAGUAUUUAUGAUCUGUGUUACUCCUGUGCUUUGUGCAUAUUCUCCUCAGCUGGGAUGAGUUCUUAGAUGAUGCAGAGGAAUUGAAAAAGGGGCUGAGAAUUGGUUUCUGUGACUUGAUUGAAUUUUUUAAAAUAGGGUUUUUUGACUGUUAAAAUAAUAGAGCUGGAAAGAGGUGCUGCUAGAAUUAACCUUACUACUUAUCACAAGGGUUGUGAAUGAUUCUGCAGAUGUAUUGUUCUUCUACUGGUUUUCUUCUGAGAGAAGGCUGUGACAUCAGAUGGCAAGUUGAGACCAGGAACAAACAAGGUCUUAGGAUGCAUCCCCUUUGGUUUUUACAGGUAUUGCUUCUUGAAUGAUGUUGUGGAGCACACUCUGGCUUGUGGUUGAGCUCUUUCAUUUCCAGAGCUCGUAAGUGGUUGCACUGAAUAGAAAGAGACAGUGCCAUUGAAACAGUGCUGGCAGUCAGGCGUGGAUUCCUGGUAGGCAUUCUCAGUGGUAUUGCCAUGGGAUCACAGCCAGGCAGUUUCCUAAAUAAGCGUGAGAGUCCACUGGCAGCUCCGACAGAGCAAAUGCUACUUAUAGCAUAGCAGCGCCUCAUUGGUGAGUGAUUGGCUGCUGAUUGUUCUAGCUACUGUCCGUUAAAUAACGAGUUUUGGCUAGUUGCUUGACUAAAAUUGCCAAGUGCAUGUUUGUUCAUGGCCAGGCUUUCAAAGAGUGGUUAUUGCACUAACUUCACUCCUCACAGUUAUGACAGGCUUUUGCUAUACUUCUGUGUCAUGAGACAGUAUCAGAAUGUGAGGUUAAGGUUCUAGAAUUCUGUUAAACAAUAAAAAGCAAAACAGCAUGAUCCAUACUUUCACCUUUCUGUAAGUUUAGUAAAAUAUAAUUGUUUUUAAGAUUUCCUUCAAUAUUAUGGGGAAACUGCCCAGGUAAUUCCUUCCUUAUCUCUUCUACUUCCAUGUAUCAUCCUUCAAAGUGUGUUGCAAGAUUUCUGUUCAAUGCAAAAGAGCAUUUUCAGCUGAGUGUCAAAUCCAACUGUAUGAAAACAGAAUUUGUUUCAGCUUCACCAGCACAAUAAAAUCUACCUUGUGUAUAAAUAGUUCAGUAAAAAAUACCCAAACCAACCCUAAAAUCUAACUAUGUCUUAAAAGACUUUAGUGGGACUUAAAUAUCUGAGAAGUCUAGUAAUGGAAUAUGUUGGUAAUACUAUGUGCCUCUUUACUAGUGCUGUUUAUGAACAAGUGUGCAAAAAGUAUAUUCAUGUAAAUAAAAGGGUUUUUUCUUUUCUGACUUUCUGAACCUUUUAAUACAUUUGCAGCUAGAAAAUGAUAGAAGUGAGUACUAGGAAUGCAUUCUUGGUCCAUGCUCCAGUGUUUAGCAGUGUUUAGCAUUGCAACAACAGCACUGUGUAGAAAUCAUUCCAACUUUCUUCCACUGAUUUUUGGGCAUGUAUUUAUUUUUCCUAAGAGAGUAGACUUAACUCAUUUGCUUUCCUUUACUUGCAAAGGGGUGGAGAGUGUCAUGGUUUGGGGGUUUUUGGUGUUUGUUUAUGGUCUCUUGGCUUUUUUUAGGACAAAGCUGUUGAGGUCUUCCUUCCAGUCUUUGACUUGUAAAAUUAUUAUUUAAAUGGUAUCUGCUGUCUUUGGUAUGUGUGUAACAUCAUCCAGUCCCAAGUACACUAACCUUUCUUGACUUCUUAACACUGUCUUUCUUCUUUCUCCUGUCACUUACUCUUGCAAAAAAAAAAAAAAAAAAAAGACCUUACUUGCUUAAGGUUAAUCAGAAGAUUUAUGUAGAGAAACUUUCUGACUUUGCAUAUACAAGUUGCUUGGAUUGUCUGCUGUGCCCUACAGGUAGUUUAGUUUUAACCCUUUCCUUAUGCAGGGAAGGAGAGGUCUUCCUGCUUCAUUCAGUACUAGAUUAUGAGAGGGGAGUGAUGAUGUAUUUAUACUUAUGUGGGAGCUUUGCAUCAAGAAAUCUCCAGUACCAUAAUGAAGAUAUUGGAAUUAGUUACUUUUUAAACUGUUUUAUUAGCAUCUUCCAUCUUAUUUUUAUGCAGCAUGACCUGCGAACUGAACUUCUGAAUGAUUUCUGUGUUAUUCAUAACAUUGUUAACUAUUUUUUGUUUGGUUGUUUUCAUUAUCUUUACCCUGAGGUUAUAUUGGAUACAGCAUCUGAAAUAUUUUGCAUAGUAGUGUCAAAAAGCAUAGGGUUUUUUCUAAGAAAAAACUCCCUUUUCCUUAGUACUUUAUUAAAUGUUUGGGUUGUCCUUGAUCUGAUUCUAAGUCUGAUUUUUGUCCCACCACAGCCUGCAAAAUCAAUUUGGCAGUUAACUUCUUGAUCUUCCAUUCUGCACAAAUGUAUGUAGAGGCUACAUGCACUCUGCUUUUUGAGCCUAGAUACCUAACUCAGAUGGUGUGGAUGUUUUUAUGCUUUAUAAAAUGGCUUAUGUGCAUGUCACCUGUUUAAAAACCUGUUGCUUUGACUCAUGUCAAAUCUUUUUAUCCACUGAGUCACAAAAACCGUGAUUUAAUCUCUUGUUUCCUAACACACCUAUGUGCUAUUAAAAUUCAAAUGUCUUGUCUGUUUCUGGGUGUCUCUUAUGGUCAUCUGUUACUUUAUUUUAAAGACCCAAACAUAACUUCCAUCCCUUAUGCUAGACACAGCCAACUUGUCUUCUAUUAGGCUGUGGUCUGAAAAAAAUCUUUUCUCAUUAAAGAUUUAUAUCUGAAGUCUAAUGUGGCACAAUUCCUGUCACAUUACUAGAAGUCUCCCUGAAAAGCAUUGAAGAAAGUGUUCUUGGAUGCCAGACGUAGAAUCAGAAAGCACUGAUCAUGUUUCACUGAAGUUGACUACUCAUUUUAAAAUUAGAUUUCAUUGUUUGUUGGCUCUACUGAUGUGUCAUACCAGUUGAAGAGCUGUUCUACCUUGCCCUAAUUUUCCAGCUUUUUAAAAAGAUCCUUGUUUGUUCUUACAGUCAGGAACCAAAAGAUUUUGUUAGUUUUAAUUCUGUUUCUGCUACUGAAUGGGAGGAGAGGGGAGAUUAAUGUCAUGACAAGUAUGUCAAAACAGCUUCAUUUUCUGGCAGCUGGACCAUGUUUUCUACCCAUCCCUCUUCCAUGUUCUAGAGUUAGUAAGGGAACUGCUUGCUGUGGUGUAAAUGAACAAGACGAGAUACCCUGGCCUGUAUGAAUGCACUUCAACGUGCUUCUUGUGGAGGAAAAGGAGGAAGAAGAAGGUGAUGAUUUAAUAGGAAGAGCAGUAACACCUCAUUUUUGUGAUGGAGUACCGUCUCCAGUUCUGAAGAGUGAAGAUGGAUGAAGGCCUUCACCAAUAUUUUCCGGUGUUCCCCUCCUGCUGGUGGCAGCAGAUGUAUGGCACUGUCAAAUUCAACAUUCCUUUACGGUCUGGACCUGGACCCUGGCCCAAGUUACUCAUAAAUAAAUAUACACAAGGAAUUCAGCUAUAUGUUUUAGUAGUUAUAAGCUACUUUUACUGCGUAGAUGUGUUGGGUUGAAGGGAGAAUAUGCAGAAAACUCCCUGUGGAAUGAAAUUUAUAACUCUACAAAAAUGAUUUUUGAUUUUCUUUUUUGGCUUUUAAACCUAUUCCGAUUUGUAACAAGCUGGCCCUUCAGAGUAUGCUAGACUGUAGCUGCUAUCAGCAAAACUUUAUAAAUCCUUUAGAAAAGUAAUAGGAAGAAGGUGCCAGCAAGACCAAGAUCUGAAUGGGCAUUUAAAGGUCUGAAGGAAGAUAGAAAAAUGGUAAAAGCCAUGAAAUAAUUCUUCUUUUUUAAACCUCGUUGUAAAUCCUUUCAUGCAUCUGCUGCUUUGAUUUGAUUCAGUGUGAGAUAGAGAUCUAAGAUUCAAGUGUAAAAUUUUUUUCUACAAGAAAUAAAAAAUAUAAACUAUAUUUUAUAGUUUAUAUAAAAACUAUAAAAUUUAUAGUUUAUUUAUUUUUAUAGUAUAGAAACUAUAAAAAUCUUCCAGCCACUUCACACUUUACUGUUAGCAAUCAAGUAAAUGAGACUGUGGGCUAAUACGAUGUGCGACAAACUUCUGCAUCUGCAUAAACUUUUUCACAGAGCAGUAGGCAAACACAAUUAGGAAACUAUUUUCAUUUUAAAUAUUGAUGUGGUACUGAAUUAAGAGAUUAAUUGUUACAUGGCUUUUUAACUAAUCAGUGUCACCUACAGUUUAAAUAGCUACUCUUGCCACUAUGUGCCUCAUUUGGGCUACAGCAAAUUAAUGCCAGAUCAGUUCUUUCUUGCCAACCCUUGUCCUUAUGAAGAUGUGAAUGUGGUCCAAAUAAUUAGCAUUUCUAGUGUCACAAAUUGCAUUCCUUAUACAGUGUGGUCAACUCAGCUGCUUUAGCAGUAAAAAUAGUCAUUGUGGUACACAUUCCACUUUCAGUGUUGUAUUCUGUAGUUUAUUCAUCUGGCUCAAUCCUUAGAGAGGUCUUUAUACCAAAGAAGAUAUGUUCCAGGAAACAAAAAUAAUUGUUCUUUUGGGAUGUUCGGAAAAAAACUUUACUCAGAGGCUUGCCAAAUUCUUACACAGCUGCUAAGAUGAUAUAAUGUUUUUCUUGUUUGUCUAAGAUUGUAAAUAUGAACUUCCUUCCUCCUGCAUUUAUAAUUAUUCUAGCUCUAUGCAGAAUUUGUGAUAAAUCUCUUCCAAAUUUCUGUUGAGUGAGAGUAUCUAUGAAAUGCUUACAGACUUCAACGUGCAAUUUAUAUUUGCUUAUAAAAUGGGUGACCUAAUUUUCUGUGAGCUAGAUAUAACCUCCUCCCAUAGCCCUGCCAGAAGAAUGUAUGUCUAGAAUAAGAGUUUGUCCUGGUUUUAUAUAGCAGAAAACUCUUCAACUGUGAGAAUUCAUGACCGGAAUACCCUUAAUCCUGAGAGGUGUUCACUAAGGUUAAGUUGCAGAUUUGGUCAGACUUCCCAAACAGGCUCAGAGGGGAUGGUAGGUUCUUUUUCGUAUGUGUAUGUCCGGUAUUCCUGCGUUUGUUGUGAGCCACGUUUCCUGCUGCUCUCCAGAUUACACUGAAGGAAAUGACAGCACUGGUGAUCAGCCUUGUGGACACAGGCUUAAGUAUUUAGGAAAGGAACUGAGCCUGGCUGCACCAGUGAUGUAAACUGAGGUUGUAUUUGCCUUAGGAAGGGGCAUGGCUCUUGGAGCUUGAUGCAGACUCAGUAUGCAAUAUGGUAUUAAGCUCAUUUUUUGCCCUGGUUUUCUAAAUUCUAAUGCUUAAAAUUGUAUCUAAUUAUUUUUGUAUGAAGACGUGAAUUUUUAUGUUCUAUAGAAAAAACUGAAAUAGUGUGUGUUAGUAAUAAUAUAACACAUCUACAAAAAUGUUGAGUUUUUUUAACAGUCUUGUAGUAUCAGUGUCUGUAAAAGGUAUUAUGUUGUGUUAAUUUUUGUUGAUUAAGCCAUAUCUUGGUAAUAUCAUUACUUUUCUAUCAGGGAAAGAUGAAUAAAAUGUCUGGCUAGUUAGACUUCCUGCAAACUUCCCAUUUUCCCAUUGAGUUCAGGAAAGAUUGAGCCUCAGUGACAUCUGAUAUUAAGGUGUAAUGGCAAAAAAAAGCAGGAACAUUUCUUUCUUGACAAACUGUUGCUUACCUGAAAUUUUCUGAAAUUUUUGUUGGACUCUUGACUUGUAUAACAGAACAAUAAUAAAUACAGUAUCUGUAUUUUGCGAUGCUCUUUAGAGCCAGAUAAUUUCAACACCAACAAGCUGUUUGUGCAGAGUAUCAUAAGGAACUUCAUCCAUUGCCAAGAGUACUGGUAGUUGGCUGGUAGCUUUGUUUGAUUACUGAGCUCUGUAUAUCGCUUGAAACAAAGAAUUUCUAAGAUACCUUAUGCAUCAGGAAAACUUUAAGAGUAUCCUAGAGAGAUAUGUCUCUGCUGGAAAAGGACAAUGGAAAGUAGUCAUUCUCCCGGCCUUUUCCAGAAAGCAGAAUAUAAGGCUGUUUCUUCAUCUUUCUGGAAGAGAAAAAGAAUUGCAAACAUUGAAAACCAAAACUUUGGUGUAGUUGCAAUUAGAAUUCUAUUAAAAAACUUAGCAUUAAUGUAUUAGGGAGAGUACAGCAGAGUAUAUACAGCAGAGUAUACAGCAGGGUUCUUGUGAGUACUUUUUACACCAAGUAAAGGUGUAGCAGAAGGUACUUUGAAAGUGUCAUUCCAAAGGAAUUCUACAGUCUUGCCUCUGGCAAUGUAGUGAAAAGAUUAAAAAAAAUUUACUUUGUGAGAGUUACUCCAGGCUUAGUUUGGCACUUUUAAUUUCUGGUCAUUUCACAGAAUUUUGUGAGCCCUUACUAUUCCUUGCCUGGAAUUAUGAGUGAUCCUAGUAUUCUUAUGAAAGAAUUUGAAUUUAGCUCUUUUUGAAAAUAUUGCAGUAUAACAUUAACCUUUCGUGCUCUCCCACCUGCUUCCCCACUCCCCCUCAAACCAGAUGCAGUUUCACUGGUAUGUAGGGGGUUCAAAAGCACAUGGUGUAGUCUGGAGGGCUGUGAAAAAGUGUAGGAGGAAAGGUGCUCUGUUACUUCUGCCUGAAGCUGGUCACCCCAUUUCUCAUUGCUUACUGCACUCAGUGCUGGUGGUGCCAGCCGAUUGUGGAUGCUCAUCUGAAUGAAGCCACAUGCAAACAUUAAUACAAAUGUGAACUUAAGUAUUAUGAUGUAACCAUUUUCGUAUGAAGGCUGCAGAAUUAUUUCUUACGCUGCCAGGAGAAGCAGCCUCUAUCGGCUAGUUAAUGUGUAUAAGUCAGACUACCAGGAAUUGAGGUGGCUUUAACUUCAUGCACUUAGUAGUAAACUGCACAGUUGUGUCUGCAUCCAAAGAAGAUAUUCAUAGAAUCACAGUUUAGCUCAAGUUGGAAGGGACCCAGUAAGGAUCAUCGAGUCCAACUCUCUGUCCCUCACAGGACUACCUAAACCAAAACCAUAUGAAAUGACUUAAGAGCAUCAUCCAUAUGCUCCUUGAACUCUGGCAGGCUUGGUGCAUGCCCCUGGGGAGCGUGUUCCAGUGCCCAACCACUCUUUCAGUGAAGAACCUUUUCCUGAUGUUCAGUCAGAACUUUCCCUGGUGCAGCUUCAUGCCUUUUCAUGUGGCAAAGGAAUGUUUGCAUCCAAGGGAAGGAUGUCUUGUUUGUUCCUGCUAACUUGGGAAAACAGUGCUACAAAGACGGGCCUGGUAAACUGUACUGUUUAGUGGAAUUUGUGUUGCAACAGCUAUUCAAUUGUACCUUUAUGUCAUCAGUUCUGUGAUGCUUUUUAACAGAGCUGUGCCUUUGCUCAUGCACCAAAAGAAUCAAAUGUUAUAAAUACUUAGAGAGUACUCUAGUGAUUAGCUUACAUUGACAGGACUUUUAUUAUAUAAGUAAUGUAUAUGUUUAAAUUACAUGUAUCUAUACAGAUGUAUUUUCAAGCAGACAUGUUGCCUUUGUGUUGGUUCUGAGACAAUUCCACAGAUACAAGCAAGGUUCUGUGCUUGUGGAAUAAAUUUUUAAGUUUGCAGAAAUGUCUGACCUGUGCUUGUAAGCAUUAAAUGAAAAAGUGCAAACGGUAAGAUGCUGUUUUUGUGUUUAGCUAAUGGCAUGGGCAUGCUGUGUUUUCAUACAUUUUGCCUCAGUGCUACAGAGUUUAACUGGAAGUUUUCUGAGUUCAGAAUUAUAAAUGUAUUUAUGGGUGGUAAUGCUUUGUGGUUUUUUUUUUCUUGUUCCUACUUCUGUUUAAAUGUAGUCUUCUCUAGGGAUUAACUUGAUAUCUGAAAAGUACUGAAAUAUUAAGUGCUUGUAAUAAAAAGUACAAGCUUUAAACAUGUCUGUAGUGAAAGAAUUCAUUAAGACUUGUCAUUUUACUAAUUUGGUAAAACUGAUCCAAAUUUAACAUAAAUGCGAAUUCAUCAAAAUUAUACUGGUUUUUCAAUGUCAUACAUAUGUAAUUGCAUGUGCUCUACAGCAGGCAGAAUUUGAAAAUUUCUCUAUAUUAAUGGCAAAGGUAGACCUUUCUGCUUAUUAUGAGCUUGAGAACAUAAAACAAGUGCUUGAAUCUUACAGUAUACUCUGAGCUAGAAGUGGAGUUGCAGGUUACAGGCGAGCCUGUUACAGGUGAACUUGCUGCUUCCAAAAAGGGGAUGUCCCAAUUAUGUGUUUCCCUGUCCAUUCUCCCAGCUGUCUGGUAUGAACCCAAAAGAAAGUGUUGGCUCUAAUAUUUGUCCGUCACAGGGCAAUCUGUUGCUGCUUGUGACCUCAGCAGAAAGACUGUUUUGUGUUUGGAGUGUUGAGUAGGUUUUCUGAUAGUUUAGAAGGUUGAGCAGGCUCACUGAUGUUCUGGAGCAACAUGCUAAUGGAUGGAAAGAGAUUUCUUCCUUUUCACAACAGCAAGGAGGUGUUGGCCUGGCUCAAGCUUUAAUGUGUAAGUUGUUUUAAACUGGAGGAGUGGGAGCUUAAAAUAAAAUAAGAAGAUAUCAGGAAAGAUUGUAGAGACAUUUUUCCAAAAACUCCUUUGAAAACUAGUGUAGAAAGUUUAUCCUGGAAUAGAGAGAAAGAUAACUUCACAAUUUAAUUGCUUCUGAGCCAGUUGUGUCAGUGUUUUCUAAAUGCAAAGACAACCUCCAUCCAAAAUGUAUUGUGUGGGGUUUUUUUGGUUUGGUUUGGUUUUUGUUUUUUUUUUUUAAUAUUCUGCAGCACUUAAAUGCUGAUAACAAUAAGAAAUUGACUGAAUUUCACAAAUGCAUUGCUAAAAAGUGUGUAUAGAUUUACUCCGCUGAUAAUAGUUGGGGGUAUAUUUGAUGAAUGCAUUGAUCCUGCAGAGCAGUGCAGGUAAGCGGGUAGGCUGCCCCUUUGCCAUUGGCAUGUUUCUGAGAAUAGGGUAAGUGCAAGGAUUUGCUGCUGGAAGUGCAGUAAUAUUUUGGCGCUCAGCUUCUUCAUCUGAACAGAUGGUAUAUUUAUCCAAGGGGAGGACAGGAAGGAAAAAGGAGGAAGAAUGUGCUGCAGCUCCUCCUUUCCUAUGUGACUGAAACUCUUGGGUAUGCACAGCCCAAUGUGUGUUUCCAGGUGAAUUUGUUUCUGGAGGGGCAAGCACAAAUGAUCUGCUGCCUUUGGCAUGUCACAGAGCCUGCUCCCAGCUUUGCUUUUCGUGGGAAACUUGAAUGGGCUGUGGAAAUGAUUUUGAAAGUUACUACCCUAUCUGUCUUGAGAAAUACGUAAGUUGUCUUCACCUGUGGCUUCCAAAUGAAUAGUUCCAAAUCCAGCGUGGUGGAGGAGAGCCUCUCUAGCUGCCUGGACAGCAGUCAGAGUAGCAGCUGUCAAAAGAAAUAAUCCUGCUUUUGCUGCUGAUCAUUCUGUGGGAGGCUGUUGUGAGCUGUCCUGCAGAGUUCCAUCCUUAAGUGCUUGGAAGCUGCUGGACCUUUGAGGUUCACGUUCAGCAGUGAGGGGAGGGGAUCUGCCCCCAGACUGAUGACUGACAUGAAGUAUCUCAGUCCUGUCCCCCUGAAUUUGUGUCUCUCAGCAUGGAAAUUAGAAUAGUAUUAAGUAUUUUUCAGUGUGACCCUUCCUUAGAAGAUGUUGAAAAAAAGCACAUUCAUUUUUGUUGUAUUUGAAAAAAAAGAAAGUUACACAUAAAACAAGUUAAUGUGUUUACUUUAAGGUGGCCUUGUAUCAAUCUGAUCUAAGAAAUGCUACUUUUAAAAACAUUUUUUGUAAACUUAAAGGUCAUUUUCAUCAGCCUAUGCUGUUCUUUUUUCUUUUCAUCUAAAUCUGCCCUAUCUUUACCACAGCAUCAGACUUGGGUAGGAGAUAUGAAUAAUUGAAUACUAAGUGACAGAAUUUCCAAGUAGGUUUGUAAGCAAAACAUAAAGUGAAAUGUAAUGCACAGCAUAUAUGUAUCUGUGUGUAUAAUAGCAGCUCUGAACCACCUGCUUAGGAUUACCCUUCACUGAAUUAAAAAUCUCAUUAGUUUAAGUGUUUGAGGAAAGAUAAUUUUUUGGGAAGAAAACAUGAAACUUAUGAUUUUAAGUGGCAGUAUGGAGUCUGCUGAUUUACUUGAUUGUUUCCUCCUUCUUCCUCCUGCCCCCCCUUCCAGUAGCAAAACACUGUCGUUAGUUUUCAUAUACAAGAAAAGCUUAAUUCACAAGGCUACCAAGUGUGGUGGCAGCAGAGUUUACAGUAGUUGUUUAUGUGACUCAUUUGCUGAGCUGCUUAGACAAGGUCUCCACAGCUUAAGAUCUGAACAGCAUUUCUUAGGAAUGCUGGCCUAAUCCCAUGAGUUUAAAUACUUCUGUUUAAAGUCCUCCUUUAACAAAACCCAGCUGUCAGCCCCAUCUUCAUGAUUCGUUUACUGUGUAGAAAUUUCAUGUUUGCUUUCUCAGUGGCAUAACUUACACUGUAUUUUUUUUCCUUUUUGCUGUGGAAGGUAAUUUCCUUACUUUUUCAGGAAUGCAUACUUUAAAACAUUGAUUCUGUGUUAAAUAUUUACAUCUGGUCUUAAUCUUGAGGCAAUUAAAUUCUAGAUAAAGUCUUUUGCAAUGCAUCAGUUUGUGUUAACUGGCUUUUAGACUUCUCUAACCUUUGACAUAGCAAAACUUUUUUAUGUUGAGGCUUCUUUCUUGCUUUAAAUACUUUUUUUUCCAGGGAGUGGUACCCAGUUGUAGUGUUUCUCUCUGCUUCCCUCCCUCACUUUCUCGUGCCAAGAUUUAUUUAGAAACUGAAGUAAUGCAGCCUUUCAGUAUGAACAUAUAUCUUUUCAGAAUAUCUUAAGUAGACAAAAUUAAUUUAAAAAAAUUUUAAUUAGUUUCAGAAGGCUUAUAAGCUAAAGAUUAAGGUCAGUGCUCAGUUGGCAGUGUUUAGGUUCCUGUUGGCAGUCUGUGACAAAUUUCAUACCUUCAAUUGCUGAUACUGGUUUGAGCUAUUGUGUGGACUUCUUGCUUUAAGAUCAUUAAACCACCCUUGAGAGAAAGGAUGUUGAAUUAACAGCAGAAGAAAAAUCCCAAGAGAAGAAAGUAUUAAAAAGAAAAAAAUGUCAGGAGAACUAUUGUCAGUUUUCGAUGGGUUUUUUACUUGGUUUAAUUUUUGCGGGGUGGGGUGUUGUUUAUUUUGUUUUCUUUUCCUGGGGUUGGUUUUGGGGGGAGGGGUCAGAAGCUCUGGAGAGAGUUCUUCAGUGACAUUCUGCUAAAAUGACAAAUAAGAAUUAAGUGGUAUUUUCAGCUUUUAUCAGUGGUGAGUAUGUCUUUCUAAAUCUGCUCAAUCUCUCCUCUUCAGGAAUUUGUGCAGGCUUUGCUAGAGAAAAGUGGUGGUGGCAUCCAGCUUUGUCAUCUUGCUUAACCAGAUUUCAUUCAUAAACUGCUUUGUGGAUUGACUUCACUUCUGGAAUGGCUUCUCUUGUACUUUUUGAGGAGAAAAGCAAGAAGAAUUGAGCAAGUGUAGGACUUCCUCCAGGUGUUGUUUGGGUUUUUUUCUCUUACCUGGUGGAAUUCUCAAAAUACAACUUGGAUUCUUAAAAUAUCACCAAGAAAAAUGGUGAAUUGAAGUUCAUGCAGCAGGAUGUUGGCUUUCUAUUUCUUGUUGCAUGUGAGUCUUAUGGGUAUCUGAAAUUUUGCUUAAUCACCUGCAAGACCCAAGGGAAGAUGCUGAUAAAAUACUCUCUUGAAGCAGUGAUUCUCCUGCAGUUUUUAUGUUCACAGACAUAUUUUUCCACCUAUAUCCAUAUCAUGAAGAACUUGUCUGUAGUUUCUCCUUUUCGUGCCACAUAGUUGCUGCCAAGUCUCAUUGUGUGGCAGGGACCCUUUCAGCACAUAUGCCUCACUAGCUAGUGAGCAGUGCUGAUGAACUGCCAUGUGAUCCCCUCCCCUGUGCUUUCACAGAAAGCUGCCCUGUUCCUGCUGACUUCCAGCCUUUUCUUCCAGUUUUGACUGCUGGGGCUCAUCCCUGUCCAGAGCCCCACAUCACUCUUUCUUCUAGAUAUACAAGGCUCUCUCGAGCCCUUCUCUCUCAGCUCUGCUCCCUCAAUGCAGUCCUUCCAAGCCUCCCACAAGACACAGCUCUUGUAUGGAAAAAAACCUCUCCUUACAGACUAAUUCCAUUUCUCAUGGUAACCUCAUGGUGCAGCAUGUACUUCCUCUUUUUUUCCCUCUCCUCUACCUCUCACACUUCAAUAAACACGUGUCCUUCUGUGCAGAGGUUGGUGAUGCUAAAGUGAUGGGGAUAGAGGGGGGUUUUAUGUCUCUCCUUACAGUUCGCUAUGAAGUUGGAGGAUGAAAGUUGACUGCCAAUUGCAGUACUUAAAGCUGGUCUUAUUAGUGGCUUAAAAUAUAAAACUAGUUGAGCCAGGGUAGCCUGUUGAGAUGUGUUUAUUUUUGGUUUAUGGCAGUGUUCUUCUGCUCAGUUUGUUAGAGGUGGGAUUAAAGAGAAUCGGAUGUCUUCUAAAUUGAAUAUACUUUCUCCUUCUUAAAGAAAUGUUUCAGCCAAAAGAUGAUUCCCCUAUUCAUCCUCUAAAUAUUUUUCUGUGUGAUGUCUCUUAAUGUCAUGCUGUUUUGUCAUGGCUAGCUGUAAACAACAAAGUGUGGUGAUUCAUAAAUGCUAAGAAUGAAAUAACUAUGUUCUUGAGAGGUAUCAAACAUUCAUUUGUGGGUCUUCUGAAAAAUAUGCAAUUGUGGUUUAGAUUUUUUUCUUUUUUUUUUUUUCUGGAGAUAGUAGUUCUGGCUAUAGUGAAAUGCCCCUCUUCACAAUGUAGUCUUAAUACUUACCAGGAAACCUAAGUUGCCUUCCAGCCUGUUCCAGCUGAGGUUAGUGUAAAAAAUACAUACCCUGACAUAAAAGCAACCUGUGAAGAAUGUUGUUUAUUUAUCAUAGCUAAAGCAUUACUCAUCUGUUUUUUGAGCCAUGGUUCAUAGUCUGCCACUAGGUCCUUGUGGAAAGGGAUUUGGCAACUACUUCUGAGUCUAGAUAGUACCCACAUCAUACAGAUUUCCAGUGUGUGCUGUGGUGUCUUAAGUGAGCAUUGGCAUAAUGCUUAUUUUUAACCUUUGAGAGGGUCCUUUGAACAAAAAUUAGUUUUUAACUAUUCUAAAGCAUAGAGUAGCUCAGUCUUAUGAGGAAGUACUCUCACCUGCGUGGUAAUUUGACCUAUGACCUAAGUGAUUUUCUUUCAUUUCCCUUCUUCUGGUUGGUUUAAUCAUUCAUUUAUACCAUUUGUAACAGUAAGCACUGUUGAGAUGUUCAAUUUUAUGGGUAGUGGACAGUUGCUUGCUUUAUUUUGCUUUCUUAUAGUUGAAAGACAAUGUAGUGUAUGUGUAAAAAUUAGUUUCUUUCAGUAUUUAUUCUUGGUAGAAAAAGACCCUUUAGGCACAACAGACCAGUCUGUAAAAGGAUGUGAAUUCUCCAGUGAUUGGUUGGCUAAUGCUUCUUCUCAAGUGCGGGGUGAUCCUGAAAGUGCUGCUGUUAGCCUGGUGAUUGUUAUUACUGGGCCACAGCUACAGGAAUAUUUGGGUAUUCCCUGAGAUAUGUGCAUAAGGCCAAAUAUUGCAACAAAAUUCAUACCUAUUCCUAGUCUGCUUGUUCAUAUUUAUUACUCUUUUUUAGCCAUCCUUCCAAAGGUAAAACUGAAUGCAAAGAGAUGCUUCAGCAGUAUUUGUGUUACAAUAACCACAUGAUGAAGAUUCUGGAAAAUUGGCACUAAUGUAGUUUCUAAGUAUUUAUCUGCCUACUGAAGACGGGCUAGACACUGAAAAUUCUCUAGUCUCAGCUGGUUAAUCUAAAAUGUUGGCUUCUGCACUAAUGAGUGUUAUUUUACAGGGUUGUUUUCCUCUCUACUUGAAAAAUACUUUAGCUAAGGCAAGUUAUGUUUUUAUGAUCUAAAUAUUUUUAUAGUUGUCUUCAGGUUGUCUUCAUAAAGACUGUUCAAUGAGACAUGAUGUAAUCUAGGAUGCCCUUUUUAUGGGAAUUAAUUUAAUGUCCACUUGGGUACUCUGGCUGGAAUCUUGGUUCAGGAAAUAGAAUGCAAUGAUUGAUAAAGCCCCUUCUUUUCAAGGCAGCAUCUGUUUGGCUAGAUGUGAGUCAGGCGCUGAAAUGUAUUGGAGGAAGUAAAGGUUUCAUUGUGUGCCUUCCCAACAGCGCAAAUUUCAAAUGCAGUUAGAUUCUUGUUGUGACAUUUCUGUAAUUUUGGUGCUUCUCCUAUCAUACAGGAAAGAAGACCUUAUAAAUGUAUUCCAGUAUACAAGGAGGCACACUCUAGGGACUAAAUUAAAAUUUCAUGUUGCAGUUGUGGAAAAGUAGAGUCAAUAUAAAGUAAAAAUAAUGCAAAGACAGCUUAAAACCAGAAACCAGCCCUAUGGCUAUUCUGCUUGAUGCAUUUUCCAUCUUACCUCUCAAAGCUUUCAGGCAAAGAAGGGGUGGAUGGGCGGGUAUUCUGUGGGUGGUUUUGCUGUGGCACAUCAGAAUGAUUUCCCACUGCUAGAAACCAAGAUGAUGAAGUCAACAUUCUGCUAUCUUCGCUGUGUUUAUUUCAGGAAAUUGUGUGUGCUAGUGUCAACUAAACUUAGAGCGGGAGUGUACAAAUUCUGCUUAAAUACAAAGGGAGCUGCAAAGGAUGUGAAUAUGGGAAAUAGUUUUUCUGUUCUUCAUGCUGCUAGCCAAAAAGAGCUCAAUUCUUUCAUAUUGUCUGUGAAGAAUACUGAGUUGUCAUAUCUGUGUCUGCUUUGUUCUAAAGAUUAGGUAUUAAAUCUGUGGAAGACUAGGGAGCAACUGUGAUAUGUUUGACUUUCCUGGUUAGAAUUUCUGGGGGCGGUUGUUGAACAGUCUGUAAGAAUGUGAGAGGGAUAAGAGUGCUGUCAUGAACAGCACCAAGUUUCAGAAAACCUGUGUUUGCUGUAUACAGCAUUGAUGUGUUUUGGGGGAUUCCAGAAGCAGUGAGCAACUUGCUUUGAUGUUACGAUCUGGUAUCUGAUGAAGACUUUUUCUUCCAGUUGCUUUUUCAAACAAUUGUUUCAUUAGCAGUUGUUAAAAUGUAAGUUAUGUGUUCGCUUGUGUGCUAUAAAUAUUUAUGUAACAAACUUAUAAAUAAUGUAAAGAAAAAUAUUUUAUGAGCUUAGUGAAAAAGGUUGUUGUUUGACUGGGCUUGAAAUACAAACAGCUAGAAGCAAAGGCAAGUUCUUGCACAGGCAUGUGCCUAAUUUUAGGAGGAGCAUUAGAAAUCACGCUGUGAAUGUUUGAAUAACUGUUACUUUCAGCAGCCUUAGUUGAUCUUUUAUUAAAAUUGUAGCCUGUGCAGUUCAAAACAUGCAUUUUCAGACAGCAGAUUUCAUUUCUGUGGUUUCAAAGGUACGUUCUUGCAUGUUGCAUCUAUCAGUGGGCAAAGAAGGGAAUCCUGUGGGCUGUCCUGUUUUGCAUCUCCCAGUUAAACCUGAAAAUAAGACCAUAAAGUGAGCAUGCCUGGUUUCCAGACUUGCUGGAGUUCUGCAGUCUAGACCAACUGCCUGAGAAAAAGUAAAAGACUUGAAAUAUACUCAAACUGUACUUAGCUUUUAAACUCUUUCAGUGUAUUCUGGAAUUGUCUUUGUUCUUUCAGUUGCUCUGAAGAAAUCUUGUACAUUGCAUAUUCUGCUCUUGACUUCCUCUGUUGGAAGAAUAGUAGUUUUUGCUGAAGUACAAUGGCCUAUUUUAAUUUUGAAGAACAGCGUAAAGAACCCAUGUGUGUUAACAUUUGUUUCUCUUUUUUGCCAAUGCUAUUUCCAAAUUGCUACUAAUUAGUUUGUUUUAAAAAAUAAGUGUGGCAUUAAAUAAAAACAAUUUUCCAGAGCAAUGCUGAGUCCCUUCCUUCCUUAAUAAUUGGAAUGUACUUGAGUUGGACAGGACAGAUAAGUUGAAUUUGGGCCAGAUUAUGUAUUGAUGUGAAGAAAAACACCUUCCUCAGCUGGGGAGUAAGGGAGGAAAGGCAGGAAAUAGAUAGUAGACUUAAAUCCAAGGUUGUCACAGUAAUAAGGAAUGCUUUAUACACCUUAAUUACAUCUGCAGUAUCUUGACAUAUGACUGGUUUUUGUGAAACAUACAUUGAUGUCCAGGAUUUCAAGAGGUCACUCACAGUAUUUCAGAGUGUUGGUUAUGAAAGGUCUGCUUUUAAUGAAGUGUCUGAAGAUUUAGCUUUUAUCAGACAUUCAGCAUGUUUUCACCUUGUUUCGUUAGUGCCAAGUCUGGAAAACUAUUGCCUGAAGCAUGGUUUAAAAAAAAGAAAAAUGAAACUCAAAGUUGGCUAAAAAUAGCAUAUUGAAACAGACUUUCACUUGACCUAAGAUUUUUUUCUGAAUUUGAAUUUUUUGGCUGACAGAUUUGUAUCUUAGUUUUUGAAUUUGAGAGGCAUUGGAAUGUCUGUGCUGCGGCAGCCUUGGGAGGUAUUCAGCUAUUACUAUGCUAUUUGAAGCUUAAAGAAAACAAAUGUUCUUUUGUUCAGGUUUUCAUCUAGAUUACUUUUAACAUAAACUGGGUUAUAGAACAUUGGAUAAUGCACAAAGGGCUUCUUAUAACUUUCUAAUCCCCCUCCAAAUAUCUUUUUCAGGAGUAAUUAUUUUCAGAAUACUUUAUGCUUAUUAAGAAGAAACACAGAAAUACUAAAGCAAGUGAUCUGCACUGUCACUGGCUUAGUGUGCUAUUAAAUUUAAAGGAGGAGUUUUAGUGUCAGUUAUAGCAUAAGAAUCUCUGACUGAAAAGUGUGCCAAAUCUGAUUGGUCCCUGUCACAUGGACAGAGUAUUAAUGGGAUGCAAAUGAACAUAUGUGCUCAGAGUACCUAUCAUUGUUUCCAUGACUUUAAUUAUGAAAAAGUCUAGAAACAUGGAACAGGGAUGUGAGCUUUGCCUGUCAGUUUUGUGAAAGCAUUUUAGGUUUUUUUUCUGUUCAGGUAGCCUUGUUUCUUUAAGCAGUCAGGUGAAUGAAUAUUAGAGAUGAAAACCUGCUAGAAUCUUAUGUUUAUGUGUGAACUCUGUACUUAUGUACUCAUAUGGUAUAUUAGUGUAGUGUUCUAUCAUAUACAACUUUUUAACAGAAAUGGGUAUUGGCAUAAUAGCACAGGAAUGAUCACAAAUGAAGGAACUUGGAUGUCCAAAUGGUGUCUGGAGAAAGUAUGUUUCCCAAACCAGGGUGUGCUAUAUAGUUCUUGAGGCUAGAUUUUAAAAUGCAGAAAACCAGUUAUUUCUUGAGACGGUGUUUCAAACAUUUGUGCCUUGUCUACUGCAUCCCUAAAAUAGCUUUGUAACAAAUUCAGUAGUUGUUUUUAGAAGGCAAAUUGUUUUUUUCAGGACCAAGCAGAACCUUAUGCACGCUUGUAUUUAAAUAAUAAGAAAGGUUGCAGGUAGAAACAUCAGUUGGCUGAAAGAUGUUAUGUUUUCAUUUUGGGGUUUUAUGCUGUCAGUUGAUUUUGAACAUACUUAAGCAUCUCUAGUUCAAAAUUCUUACUAUACUGCUUCUGAAAUUGUAGCGAAUAAACACAUUAUUGUUGCUAACCCUUUAUGCACAUUAGUGUUUCUAGUUGAACUCAGAAUUCUAUUAUUCUUUCUCUUAGUCUUAAUCAGUGAAUUGUGGUGUGGAGAAAACCUGCAACUAACUUAUUUUACAACUGCUUUUUUUUUUCAGUGCAGUGUUUUCUUUAUAGGGAGAGACUCUUUCUUUAUUAUAUUAACCAUAUAAUAAAAAAUUCAUUUGUCUCAAUCAACUUGGAUAAUUUAAGGUAGGAACUGCUGUCUCAACAUGCAAGUGGGCAGGAUAAGGUCUCAGUGCAAUACACUUCCCUCAUGCCAGGGUCUCAGUAAAAGAUACAUAAGGUACACUUUUGAUAACUCUGUCCCAAAGCUGUUGAUAUAAAGAAAACUGUUUCUUAGUUUCAGAAUUCCGUGGUGGUGUCUUUUCUUGAAAAUGUUGAAAUGGUAUAUCUGAAGCACUUCUCUUGGGCUUUCCAUCUUUCCUCAUGUGUUUUAAUAUCUCAUGCUUGUCCUGGCAUACUAAGAAUAUAAAAAUCAUCUUGAAAGAGUAAAUCUUUCUGUUUUAUUCCCCUAAAGUAUUGGUGAGUUUCGUUUCUUUACACUGUAAUUUACAAUAGUAGGUUAUGAUUAAAUAUUACAACUGGUAACUUCUAAUGAAAGCUGUAAUAAUUUUUCAUAAUCUAAUACUAGAAUACUGUGCUUCAUGCAUUUAAAGAUAAAAUCUAAUGAGCUGUUUUGGAAACUAGAUCGUUGACUUAGAGUGAUUAUGAGUCUGCUUGUUUGAACAGCAUUUCAGGCAGACAGAAUAGACUGUCACAGUCUAUAGUUGAUAAUGAAAUGAUACAUAGACCACUUUUUAGUGCAGGAACCCUCACUUCCAUAUGAAAGACGACACUGUGUUGAUACUGUGUUUUAUCCAGGUAUCCCAGAAUGAUGCUGCUCAUUUUCUUUAUGUUCUACUUCAACGUACUUCAAGAGAAUAGAAGAUGGAGCAAUUGUCAGAUGAAGAGCUUGACCAUGGUGCAGAAGAAGAUAGUGAUAAGGAAGAUCAGGAUCUUGACAAGAUGUUUGGGGCCUGGCUGGGUGAACUGGACAAACUCACACAGAGUUUGGAUGCAGACAAGCCUGUGGCACCAGUGAAGAGGUCACCUCUCCGCCAGGAAACCAAUCUUGCCAACUUCUCAUAUCGUUUCUCCAUGUACAACUUGAAUGAAGCCCUGAAUCAAGGGGAGACUGUGGAUCUGGAUGCCCUCAUGGCUGAUCUCUGUUCCAUAGAGCAGGAGCUCAGUAGCAUUGGCUCUCAUUCAGCAAACAAUGCUGCAGUGAAACGCCUUGCCACGGAACCCAAAACUCAGAAACCACCUGCUAGUCGACCUUCCACUAAGCACAGCAGUGUGAAAGGAUUGUCCUCCUCUGCUAAGGUGACUAAACCAUCCCAUGCCAACGUGUCUCUGGAUGACAUCACUGCACAGCUAGAGAAGGCCUCUUUGAGCAUGGAUGAAGCAGCCCAGCAGUCUGUUGCAGAAGACACCAAGCCAGUGGUUACUGCCCAGCACAGGAGGACAGCAUCUGCUGGCACAGUGAGCGAUGCUGAGGUGCGCUCCAUCAGUAACUCCUCCCGUUCCAGCGUGACCUCGGCAGCUUCCAGCAUGGACUCCCUGGACAUCGAUAAGGUGACAAGACCUCAGGAGCUGGACUUGACAUCACAAGGGCAACCAAUCACCGAGCACUCCUAUUUGGACAGGGAAACCUCCCUUCUUCUGAGAAACAUUGCAGGAAAGCCUUCUCAUUUGCUGACCAAGGAGGAGCAGGCUGCUAAACUGAAAGCUGAGAAGAUUAGGGUUGCAUUAGAGAAGAUUAAAGAAGCACAAGUGAAAAAGUUGGUGAUAAGAGUCCAUAUGUCUGAUGACAGCUCAAAAACAAUGAUGGUGGAUGAAAGACAAACAGUGAGACAAGUAUUAGACAAUCUGAUGGACAAAUCACAUUGUGGAUACAGUUUAGACUGGUCAUUAGUGGAAACGAUCUCUGAAUUGCAAAUGGAAAGGAUCUUUGAAGAUCAUGAAAAUUUAGUUGAAAAUCUCUUGAACUGGACAAGAGACAGUCAAAACAAAUUAAUGUUUGUGGAACGUAUAGAGAAAUAUGCACUUUUCAAGAAUCCACAGAACUAUCUUCUGGGGAAGAAAGAAACCUCUGAGAUGGCAGACAGAAAUAAAGAGGUGCUACUAGAGGAAUGCUUCUGUGGAAGUUCUGUAACUGUGCCAGAGAUUGAGGGAGUUUUGUGGCUGAAAGAGGAUGGUAAGAAAUCUUGGAAGAAACGUUACUUCCUUCUUCGGGCCUCUGGAAUCUACUAUGUCCCUAAAGGGAAGGCGAAGGUCUCACGGGAUCUUGUGUGCUUUCUACAGCUAGACCAUGUCAGUGUUUACUAUGGACAGGACUAUCGGAACAAAUACAAGGCACCCACAGACUAUUGUUUAGUGCUAAAGCAUCCUCAGAUCCAGAAGAAGUCCCAGUAUAUCAAAUAUCUUUGCUGUGAUGAUGUAAGAACUCUACACCAGUGGAUCAAUGGCAUCCGCAUUGCUAAGUACGGGAAGCAACUCUACAUGAACUAUCAGGAAGCAUUGAAGAGAACAGAAUCAGCAUAUGACUGGACCUCCUUGUCUAGCUCCAGUAUCAAGUCAGGCUCCAGCUCAUCUAGUUUGCCAGAAUCUCAAUCAAAUCAUUCUAAUCAGUCUGACAGUGGAGUUUCUGACACCCAGACAGCUGGACAUGUCCGUUCCCAAAGCAUUGUCAGCUCCAUGUUCUCUGAGGCCUGGAAACGAGGCACUCAACUGGAGGAAUCCAGCAAGGCCCGAGCGGAGCCUGUAGGUCGGCCCUUCGUGUCCGUCGCAGCUCCCGUGUCCCCGCAGACGAAAGCGGUGACGCCCUACACAGCAUCGCAGCCGUCCCCGCCGCUGCCCCCGCCCCCGCCGCCGCCCCCUCCGCCCCCGCCCCCGCCGCCGCCCCCUCCGCCGCCGCCCCUGCCCAGCCAGGCCGCCCCGUCCGCGGGCUCGCCCGCCACCAUGUUCGUCAAGUACAGCACCAUCACCCGGCUGCAGAACGCGGCCCAGCACGGCGGCCCUUUUUCCAAAGCCCCUGCUGCACAGCAGGCCCCGCCGCCGCCCCCGCCCUCGGCAAAGCCUCAGAUCCUGGUGCCGCCCAACGGGGUCAUGCCUCCCCCCCCGCCCCCGCCGCCGCCCCCCACACCGGGCUCGGCCAUGGCGCAGCUGAAGCCGGCACCUUGUGCCCCCUCUGUGCCGCAGUUCACGCCGCCGCCGCCGCCCCCCAAGAUACACCAGGUUCAACCAAAUAUAAGCCAGGCCGCUGUUGCCUCCUCGUUGCCACCACCUCCUCCUCCUGUGCCUGCCCCACCACCACCCCAGGCACCCCCAAAGCCUGUCAUGGCAGCUCUGCCCCCUCAGCCUAGUGGGAAGGCAGCGUCACCAGGGGUCACGCACGUCACUCCCCCUGUGACUGCAGCCUUGCCCCUCGCAAUAAAGAAACAACCGAGUGUCACAUCUCCCCAGGUGCCUCCUCUGCCCCCGGCUCCUCCCGGCCCCACUCCCCCUGCAACAUUCCCAAAGCAGCAGAGUUUCUCAGUAAAGCCUCCUCCAUCCCCUCAGUCCCCAGUGCCCUCGGUGGUGAAGCAGAUAGUCAGCCAGUUCCCCCCUCCUCCCACGCCACCUGCCACUGAGCCCCAGCCUCUGAAACCCCUUCCGCUGAGUGUGGCCCCACAGUCACCUCCAGCAGUGAAGGCGAAGCCCAAAUGGCAGCCUGCUGCUGCUCCUUCACCAGAUUUCCCCCCUCCUCCACCAGAGAGCAGUUUAGUGUUUCCUCCUCCGCCUCCUUCCCCAGCUUCCUCUGCAGGUUCUCCCCCGCCUGACAAAUCAGGGUCUCCAGUAAAAAAGGCCGGCAAGACAUCAAGCCCUGGAGGGAAGAAACCACCUCCAACACCUCAACGCAACUCCAGCAUCAAGUCCACGAGCUCCGCUGAGUACCACGAGUCCAAGAGACCUUCAGUGGACCGCCUUGUCAGCAAAUUUGCACACUCCCCAGAGCCGUCAGGAUCUCCUUCCAAGGAGUCAUCGCCUCCUCCAGCCCCUCCAAAGCCAGGAAAGCUCAACCUUUCUGGUGUGAGCCUGCCCAUUGUCCUUCCACAAGGCGGGAUCCCAGCCAAGGCUUCUGCUCCGAGUGCAUCUGGAAAGGAACCUGUGGUUGAAUUCCCUUCACCACCAUCCGAUUCAGACUUCCCACCGCCACCACCUGAAAUAGAUCUUCCUCCGCCUCCAGUAGAAAUUCCAUCUGUGUUUUCAGGCAGCACCUCCCCAAAAGUUGCUGUUGUAAAUCCCCAGCCACAGGCGUGGUCAAAACCAUCUGUGAAAAAAGCCCCACCGCCCACACGCCCCAAGCGGAACGACAGCACCCGACUGACACAGGCGGAGGCUGCAGAGCCCCCAGCGUCAGCUGGCCCGCAAGUGCCCACCUCACCCAAGUCCAGCCUUAGCGUUCAGCCGGGAUUCCUGGCAGACCUCAACCGGACGCUGCAGCGGAAAUCCAUCACCCGGCACGGCUCGCUCUCCUCCGCGCGGAUGUCCAGAACGGAGCCCACGGCCACCAUGGACGACAUGGCCCUGCCUCCACCCCCGCCAGAGCUGCUGGCUGACCAGCAGAAGACCAGCGGCUUCGGGGGCAGUCAUAUAUCUGGCUAUGCAACGUUACGGAGGGGGCCGCCCCCCGCACCCCCCAAAAGGGAUCAGAACACCAAGCUGUCACGGGAUUGGUAGUCGGUCUCCAGGGCCGGUGCUCUCCGUGACUUGUGGGCUGCUCUGUGAUCGGCCAGCCCGUGAUCCCCGUGCAUGUGGAGAGGAUGUGGGGAUGUGGAUGAUAGCCCUAUUAAAAGAGGUGAUCUCAAACUGCAGCUAUGGCUAAAUGUAAAGACAUUCCCCUUUCAUGCCUAGGUUAAGAAAGAUGGGGGCUUAGGGGUGUUGAUACUUUAUUGGGAAAAGUGGGUAGAGAGGUGUUGGCUUCAUUCUUUCAGUUUCUUUUACCUUCUUAUGGAUUGGACCAAACCCCCAUUUUCUCACUUUUUCUGCAUUUAGGGGAGGGGGAGGGAGAUAAUUUUUUUGUAGUGUCUGUCCACGUGAGACAUGUUUGUGCAUGUAUAAUAAGUGUAGGUAUAUAAUAUAUUGUGAUAUAUUUCGUCGCAAUUCUAGAAGAUAACCAGAAUGUUUUUGUAGAACCGUAUUUAUUGUUUCAGUCAGUAAUAUUACCUGGAAUCGGACUCUUAACUGGUCAAAUCUUACCAUAAAAAUGGAGAUGUAGGGGGCACUUUAAAGAAAGGAAAUAAAAAACCCAAUCCCACAAACUUCUCAGCAGUUUGUGGUGGGUAAAUUCUGCAAAGCUGAGGUGUUCGGCUGGUAACUGUACGUUGUCCAUUGAUUGAAAAGUACAGAUGUAACAUACCAAAACAUUCUGGUCAUAAUACUACUGAAAAUGAGUAUGUUCAGAGGAAAGAAAUAGAUUUUAUAUAUAGUGGGCUGGAGUGAAAUAUAUUUAUACUAUAAAGAGCCUCCCCCUCCUUUCAAAUAGUUUAAAAAUAUACACUGAUAGAAAUUAUUUCAAACUUAUUUGUCCAUGCAGUUAAGUAGGAUAAAUAUUAUUCCAAACCAUUAUGCAUUCUAACUGAUAAUAGGCUCAAUCAUGUGUUUCUGUGGCUCAAGAUGAAUAUAUUUGUGUUAACCCCUUCUGAAAGCUGCCAGGACUCCUGCAAUUGAAAAUCCUGCCAACCCCCAAGGCUGACCCACGCCGAUCCGUGAGCUGUCCGUGUAACUCUUUCCCUGAAUGAACAGGUAGGUCUCUGUAGAAAGCGCUGUGUGCUCACACAGGCAUGCACAGUGUCCAGUCUCACCUGGUCUGGGCCUGGUAAGAUGUAGUGUCUUCACAAAAACAAGUGUCUGGAAAUAUGUGAAGAAAGUAUUGUUUGUAAUUGAUUCGAAAUUGUCAGGAAACUUUCCCUUCUGGAAAAAGAGAAGGGAGCAGUAAUUUCAGGACAAGCAGAGUAGGAAUUGUCUCUCUUUGACCUGCCAGAGACUGUGACCAGUGCAUUAACCUGUCUAUUACAAAGUUGCACUUACAGCAGUCAAGGAAAAAGACUAGAAAUAAAACAGCCUUAGAGAGGCAAUAACAUUUGCUAAGAAUUUCAUCUAAGGGCCCAUAUGAGUAGAAAAUAGACUAUUGGUUUGCUUGUUUUUUUAGUCACCGAUUUCCAAUCGGUCACCACAGCACACAUGACAGUCCUUUUUCUUCAGUGGCUCAUUGGGUGGCUUGAUUGUACAGUCUUACCCACGUAUUCAGACCUUGUGAUAAGGUAGUGUAAGUGGUUUUACGUAUCACUGCACGUUCCUUGCAGGGUGGUGGGACACAGCCUUUGUAAAACAACUAAAAUGCUGGGACUGUAACUACCCCAUCUUCAGCUGUUACAGCUUCCCUUGCCAGCAUGGGGAUAUUGUCAAUACGUAGUGUCAAUAGGCUCAUAGGGCAAAUAAUUUCACUGUUUGCCUGCUUUUUCUCCAAAAGCAAACUUUAAAUGCUUUCUUUUUCCCAAAGAAUGAAACAAAGACAGCAGCUUGACCUGGCAGUAUCUGCACAUGUGUAAAACUAAUAUAAACUAAUCUCUAAAGUAAUUCAGGAUGAUACAUUUAAGAAAUAUUGUGACAGUGUCCCCCAUUCUUUUUUUUUAUAGUUUUUUUUAAAGUCCAAAUAAUGAAAUAAAUGUCUUUGUGAAUAUUUUAUGAAUAGGAAAAAAAGUUUUUCUAAUUUGAGGUGGAAAAUUACACAUCUAUAACUAUAUAGUUUAAAAUAGGUGCAUCAUGAAAAGAGAAAAAAUAGUGGUGCUGUCUCUGCUGAACUGUUUCAUAUGAUUUUUUUAAAAAUCUGUUUCAGCACCUCUGGAAAUUGUUUUAAUAUUUCAGACUAGAUUUUUUGAGCAAUAAGAGUAUAUACCAUUAUGUGCAUUUUUUAAAGCACUGCUAUGGAAAGGCACUUUUUUGUAUCUUUCAAAUUGUUCACCAAGUUUUGUUUCUACUAUUUUUGUGCUUACAAAGUGUCCUUAAAAGCAUUUGCAUUGUUGAUUUUAAGCAUGCUCAGUGUAGCUGGUGACUAACUUCACAGAAGGGUUGUUAAGCUAUACUGCAGUUCAUGGGUGCUGUAAUUUUCACGUUGCUCCUCCUGUGCGCAGCUCCUGGGGCUCAGACACACCAGAGGGCAAAAGGUGCUCGCUACAGCUGUAACUGCUCGGCCCUUAGCCGUGACAGGCAGGUGGGCACAUUCUCCUACUCCGGGCAAGAUGCACCUGGCCUGAUGCAACAUGUGCUCCCAGGUGAGAGCAGUCAGGGAAUUCUGCUUGCCCCACCUGCUUUUCUUUUCCCCAGGACAACCUCACUGGUGUGUGUCAGUUCCAGCCCUUUUACUGUAGUUCAUUCAGUGCGGGUACCUCUGGGCUUUGGACUCGGCACAUCGAUGUUUUGAGUGCAAUUUCUUCAGAGGGAUUUCAGCUUUGUUCUUGUUUUCUUGUGUCCACAUUUAUUUCCGCAGUAUCUCUCCCUAGACAGUUAAUCCAUGCUUACUACUGCAGGCUGCCCACAGCUUGCUGGUGGGAGACAGUUGUUUAACUCCUAAGUCUGCAGCAAAAAGAAUGAGUGUCAGCAAAGGUGGCACCCUGUAUUCCUUCUAGUUACAGUUUCCUUCCUAAGGCAGUAGUGAUCCACUUGCUGCUUGCUUUCUCUCAGCUGAGCAUGAAAAUUUGGCUACAGUGUGGUUCAGACAACCUGGUCGCCUUUUCAGGUUAUGAGAUACCCCCCAUUGUAACUUGCUUUUCCAGUAUAUUUACUGGUUUUGUGACAAUGAAUAUUUACACCUUACUUUGCAAGUAAGUUGUUUUCCCCCAUGUGCAGUCAUCUCAUAAUUGCACCAUAAUAUUUUUUUAAUCAGAAAAUUAAGGGGCUGGAUUUUAGACAUCCAGGAAGAGGCUUCCUGCUACAAGCAUGGGCAGUAAUACUUUUGGCAGUUUUAAAAUGGGCAUGGGAAGGCUGAGUGUUCACACUCCAGACACAAAAGUGCUUUGAUCCCAAAAUACGCAGAGUGUAUGGCUGGAGUUGCGUUCCAUGAGGCAGAGCACAGGCUGGCCACUUGUUAAGGUGGGUGUCAGGGGACCCUGUUCCUGCAAGGGCAAUGGAGAGGGCUGGGCUGUGUUCGUUAAUCUUUUCCACAUUCGGUCUUCAUUUCCUCUCUAGAAUAAUAGAGCAUCCACCUCUGAGUACCAGAGCCCUGUUCAGCCAUGUGUCAGUGCCCGCAGCUCAGGUGUGGAAAGCAGGGAGCUAUUCUCAGAUGCUUACAUCACAUGCAGGUGCUGGGGAGUUGCCUUGAAAGGGAAAACUAGGCUCUUCUAGCAGCACUAAGCUUACAUGAGAAACUGCUUUUAAAACCAAAAGAAACCACAGGUUCUAAACAAACCACAGGUAACAUGUUUCAGGUGGCUAUGCUAGGGGCCCUGUUUUGUUUUUUAACACCUGUAGCUGGGAGAGGAAGUUAGGCACAAGUGUCUGAAUCUUCUCUUAUUUUCUGUGGAAGAGGAAGUUUCCUGCUUCACCCUGCACAGUGGUUUCCUCAUGUGGCAAACCACCCCUGACUGCUCUGACUUGGUGAUGACCUCAAAGCCAAAGAGCUCCUCUCCUGAGCUUACUCUGCACUUAUCUGCAGGGCAACAGUGAGUAACACAUCAGGGAAACAAAGUGCUGGUCCCUGGAUGAUUUGGUUUCAGGUCUGAGGGGAGAGGAAGCAGUUUUUUCAACAAGUGCAUUUUAACAUUUACUGUUCUGGGCUUGCACAUUUAAAGAUUUUCUGAUUUCCUUCUUUCCGUGCCCUUAGGCAACCAGAUAAAUCAUAUCAGCUCAGAGAUAAAGUGUGACCAGUCUUCCUCUCACUUAAUUUUUUUUCCCCACAGUUUAAGGAACCAAAAGUGCCAUUUCAACAGCAGAAGGGCAAAAAGAAAUUUUCUGCUUUUUACAGAAAACAGCAUAGAACCAAAUUGUUUUUGCUGCAGUGGUACUGUUGCAGGUAAAUUUGUUUCUUAUUCAAAAUAAGAUUAUAAGUGGGUCCUAAUACAAGUAUUAUUUCCACUAGUGUCAUGUUAAAAUCAGUUGCACUCCAGAAAAGCAGUAAAAGGUAGUGAGGAUGAAGCCAGAACAUGGGAGUUUGGUUGCUGGGUUUUUUUUCUUAUAGCAUUACUAAGGUGUGGAUUACGUACUCAGUCACACAGCGCUCCUCAGCUGCAGGUGAGUCUUACUACUUUGGGGCCCAUUUGUGGCACCUGGUGUUGAGCUCUGCAUUCAUUCCCUUGCACCACUGGGGCAGACUCCAAACCAGACAGGAUUUUACACUACAAGGGAUAGUUUCUCUUGGGAUUUUUUGCCACAUGCUAGUGGGAUUUUAAGCUUUAUUUUGGAAUUCUGAGUUUGCUAAGCUGAGUAAUUUUCCGUUCUGAAUUUUCUUUCCUUCAAUUAAAAAAUGCCCAUGAAGGGGCAAAAAAACCCCAAAACCAACAGGGUUUUGUUGCGGGGCAGCACUCACUAAUGCUGUGACACAAGCUUGGUCUAGCUGUGAGAAGUUUAAGACACUAAACUGCAAAAGAGAUGAAAAACACACACUAAUCCAGCACCACGUAAAUUACUCUAAUUGCUACUAACCAACUACGGGGCUGUUAGUGCCUUGGGUAACGAUCAUUUGGUGCUCUGAGGCACUCGGUGGGGCAAGGACUCGGUGAGCUCUCUGCUCAGCAGAUGGAUCUUGGGUAAAGGGGAGUUAGAGAAGGUGGACUUGGAGGGACAGGAACUAGAGAGAGUUCCUGCACUAGAGAACAGUGCUGUAGGAAUGAAUGAGAAGGACCUUCAGUAACAGAUUGUGGACACUACCCCCCCAUUAUUUAAAUGCUUGAAGGCAGCUUAUCUUUUAGGAGAUUUUGGAACUCAACCAUUUGCUACAGUGGAAAAUAAUUUCCUUCUAGCUUUCCCAAGAUGCCAAAGAUGCAUUCUGAGUUCAAUACCACGUAUGCAGAUGUGUGUACACCAGUCUCUUGUUGCCAGGGGUCUCAUACUGCUGGUCUCUAGCACGUGUCUGGUGAGAGAACAGGGUGCCACUCUUAGAUGUUGUGUGUUGCUUGCUUUUAACCAACACUGGGAACUGGGUACACACUUGCAAAGGACAGUUUAGCAAACAAAGCUGUGCCCAUGGCACGCUGCUGGCUGAUUUGGUGCAGCACAAUAACGCUUGCACUUUUAAAAGAAAAACUAAAUGUUUUGUCAUAAGUUUUAAUUGGAAAUCGUAGGCCUCCUAGUGGACUGCAGUGGACCAGAAAUGAACUGGAGCAGCAGCUGGGUUUAUAGCUUACACUAAUUGUUACCAGUCAUUGGGAAUAUUCUGUAUAAUACUGGAGAUGCAAGUGUAAGAAGUGUCAUUGCAAUGAUGAUUUGUCUGUGCAGCAAACUUGUGCUGAGUGCUGUAAAUACAUUCAUGUUUACUGCUUUAAAAAGAAAAUUGCACAUUUUAUCUUUCAAUGGGAUUGCCUCCCCUCUUCUUCCCUUUCCAAACAGGAAAAAAAAAAAAAAUCAAAGCUCUUUUAGACUGAUAGUGUCAGGUUGGGGGGAGCUUUGCCAUAUUAUAAAUAUAUAUAAAUAUAUGUAUAAAUAUACUUUUUUAAGCAUGAGAGAGGACAAAAGAAAUACUACAUUAUAGAGUACCCAAUAUAGAUCAUUAUACAAUGGAAUAUGCACAAUUCAAUAAAGAUGUAGUUAAAUUUAAUACUCUGUUUUAAUCCUCUGUCUUGCAAUUUUCCUUUUUCAUGAGCUUAGACCCACACUGUGUUUUCAGGUCAUCAGUGGUUUCUCUCAAUAGGGGUCAGGUAGCUGAUGGCCAUUCCUGUGCUCACUCCCAAGGAAGCUGCUGCUAUUCCUUUGCUCCAUUCUUCCCGCUGGGUCAGAGCUGGCUGUACCAGCCAGGUGCUGCACACCAGUUACAGGUCAAAAGAGGACCCGUCUGAAGGCUCACCUUUCCCCUCUGCUCCUUGCUCGGGCUUGCGGAGUCCUGGCCAGCUGUGCUACACAGAACAGCUGCUGGCUGCUACGUGCUGCUACGGCCCCGCUCUGGGGGCUGUAGGGAACCUGGCUGGGAAAUGCUCUCAGCCUCACCCUGCGGCGCUCAGCAGCAGCGAUUUGAGAAUGACAUUAGUGAGUGCAGGCAAGGGGCAGCCCCACAGAGGGCGAGGAGCUGCUGAAGGCAGCAGGCCAGAUGCCAGGUGUACCUUUGCAGCGGGAAGUGCUGUGCUCGGAGAGCCUCAGGGACAGACUCCUGCACACGCAAGCCAUGAUCCCUGGCCCUAGUGCGUUGAAGUGUGUAGCCAAAGACAAGGAAUGUGACACAGCUGUGCAAGCUCACAGAACACAUGAGGUGUGCUUUGUUCUUUUUAUUUAGGGCUCAUAACAAGAGGGUUUAGUACACAGCAACAAUUAAUUCCAAGUACAAUUAAAAAAAUUUAAAAAUUGGGUUUUGCACUCACUGGAAGGUGGUUCAAAUGGCACACACACUAAAAUGUUACUGGCGGCAUAGAGCUCCCCAGAGUCCUGUGGGCUUGGUCAUUUACAGUGGGCUCUGCAUCCAUCCACUGCAUCAGCAGUGCCAAAAGCAAAAGCAGAGUGUGCUGCUCCAACUGCAAACCAAAGGGGGGAUAUCUGCUUUCAGAAAAAAGUGCAUGGACAAAAUCCAUGUUAGACACUGACAUCUCCAGAGAAUUCAUAGAAACUACUUGUCCAUGCAAGUUGCAAAAGACACUUUUUCAAAUGUGAAAAGAAGCACUUGUUCUUUACAAAAAAAAAAAAAUCUUGGACAUGUCAGCACUUACUGAGGCGCUGUAAUGGAAAUAAAUUUGUACAUAGCUCUUCUUAUUAGUCAGUAGUGGUAGGAUUCUUCAGAGGUGUAAAGAGAAACUGGAAUAAACAUCCUGCACCCAUUUCAGCAGGGUCCCCAUGUCAGUCUUCAGCAGGGUCCUGGGUUUAGGUAAGCCUCUGGACAGCACGCCCCUGCUGCCAUCACUGUCUUGUAAUAUGUCUUGUAAUAAGCACAGGUGCUAAUAAAGUUAGUACAUUUAGAGUACCAAAAAAAAAA
Molecule: messenger RNA, 30808 nt
Organism: Motacilla alba alba
Lineage: Eukaryota; Metazoa; Chordata; Aves; Passeriformes; Motacillidae
Gene: RAPH1
Product: Ras association (RalGDS/AF-6) and pleckstrin homology domains 1
Exons: 15
Coding region: 19546-23379 (1277 amino acids)
Biological process (GO): signal transduction
Cellular component (GO): cytosol; plasma membrane
Source: RefSeq, a predicted model, not a curated record